AACAAAGAAAAAGAAGAAGAAGGAGAAGGUGGAGGAGGAAGAGGAGGAGAAGAAGAAAACUGAACACAUAUUAGCUCCAUUCCUUCUUUUCACAGUUUUCAAAAAGAACCCUAAAAUGCAGGACAAACUUCUUAUUCAAAUGGCACACAUCAACAUCAAUAUCAUCAUUAUUAUCAUCAUUAUCAUCAUCAAAAGCAGUUGAUGGGCACAAUAUCUUCCCCCUCUCUUCUUUGGCACUGCCUACAGAGGUGGCCACCAUCCAUAUCCAGCAUCAUGGCUGCCCUCAGACCUCACAUGAAGCCCAAAAUCAUCAAAAAGAGUACCAAGAAGUUCAUUGGGCACCAGUCAGACCAAUAUGUCAAAAUUAAGCUCAACUGGUGGAAACCCAGAGGUAUUAACAACAGGGUGCAGAGAAUAUUCAAAGGCCAGCUUUUGAUGCCCAACUUUGGUUAUGAGAAAAACAAGAAAACAAAGCACAUGCUGCCCGGUGGCUUCUGGAAUUUCCUGGUCCACAAUAUCAAGGAGCUGGAAGUGCUGCUCAUGUGCAACAAAUCUUACUAUGCUGACAUUGCUCACAAUGUUUCCUCCAAUAACUGCAAAGCCAUCAUUGAAAGGGCAGCCAAACUGGCCAUCAGAGUCACCAAUCCCAAUGCCAGGCGGAGCAAUGAAGAAAAUGAGUGGACAGUUCACACGCACAUUUUUUGUGUGCUUAAAUAA
This is a messenger RNA of Marmota monax (woodchuck), 717 nucleotides long. Its product is annotated as large ribosomal subunit protein eL32-like. Bases 202 to 717 code for a protein of 171 amino acids. Gene Ontology annotation, cellular component: cytosolic large ribosomal subunit; ribosome. Gene Ontology annotation, molecular function: structural constituent of ribosome. The record is from RefSeq and is a predicted model, not a curated record. Lineage: Eukaryota; Metazoa; Chordata; Mammalia; Rodentia; Sciuridae. Gene Ontology annotation, biological process: translation. The transcript has a single exon.